AUGGACCUUCCACUGAGAAAAGACUUGCGGCCAAAAUCCGGCCAGCCUGAAGAUGCGGCAUGGAUAUGGGGAAGCGACGAUGAACUAGGUAGAUUAAACCUACAAACGCCGGAAAGGGUGAAGAAAGCACUGGAAACCGUCUCUUCUGGCGAGAUCAUCCCUCUUGGUCUUCCAUUCGACCAGGUCGCACCACCUUGCUAUGGACGACAGGUUUUUAAACAUUCUAUUCAUGCUUUGGGAGAUAUCGGAUUUGACGACCUUUAUGACAUGAAUCCUCAAAGUACUUCUCAAUGGGAUGGGUUUCGUCAUUUUUGCCAUAUCCCUUCGGGGUAUUUCUAUAAUGGGACCACCGCCAAGGAUAUUCAAGGUGAAAAUGCCUCGACCAAGUGCGGCAUGCAAGCGUGGGCGAAGCACGGCAUUGCGGGCAGAGGUCUACUUCUCGACUAUGGCCGCUGGGCCGAAGCCAGAAAUAUAAAGCCAGUAUAUUAUGAUAACUUCAAAAUCACUCACAGCGACCUCGUCAACGUGGCAGAGUCGCAAGGAAUUGAUCUGAGACCUGCCGCACAAGGAGGCGACAUUCAGAUUGGCGAUAUCCUAGUCGUCAGAUCUGGGUUUCUGAAGAACGCAAACUCUCUUACAUACGAGGAGAGGGCCCCUUGCCACCUCGGGAAGAAUAUAUUCGGGCGUCAUGAUGAGCAGCGCUAUAUAGGUGUGGAGCAAAGUGAAGAUAUUCUCGACUUAUUGCAUGACUCCUACUUCUCGGCUGUAGCUAGUGACCAUCCUGCGUUUGAAGCCUGGCCAUCUGAGAAAGAUUACUACCUUCACGAGAAGUUGUUGGCACUCUGGGGAGUUCCGAUCGGCGAGCUUUGGGACCUCGAGAAACUUGCGGAGAAGUGUGUCGAGAGGAAACAAUGGACAUUCUUCCUCUCAAGUGCUCCUAACCAUGUGAAAGGGGGGAUAUCAAGUACCGCGAAUGCUGUAGCUAUCGUAUAA
Molecule: messenger RNA, 993 nt
Organism: Daldinia vernicosa
Lineage: Eukaryota; Fungi; Ascomycota; Sordariomycetes; Xylariales; Hypoxylaceae
Exons: 7
Coding region: 1-993 (330 amino acids)
Molecular function (GO): arylformamidase activity
Source: RefSeq, a predicted model, not a curated record